Molecule: messenger RNA, 411 nt
Organism: Aspergillus mulundensis
Lineage: Eukaryota; Fungi; Ascomycota; Eurotiomycetes; Eurotiales; Aspergillaceae
Product: EthD domain-containing protein
Exons: 2
Coding region: 1-411 (136 amino acids)
Molecular function (GO): oxidoreductase activity
Source: RefSeq, a predicted model, not a curated record
AUGUCCACCACCACAGAGAUCGUCAUCACGAUAACGGGCAUCCGCAAGCCUGGUCUCGACGAGUCCUCCUUUCAUGAGUACCUAAGCACCACCCACGCACCGCUGGCUCUGCCCUUCCUGCUGAAAUACGGGAUAAGGGAGUACAACCUGAUCGACCAAUACAGCGCUUUGGUUCCAUUCGCCGAGGAGAUGCAGAUGUCCAAAAAGCUGGCCGACUACGAUUACAUUGUGCAGUUUGUCAUGGAUGAUGUCGCGCAGUUUAAGACAUUGUGGGACGACGAGGAGUUUCGGAAAACAGUCAAGCCCGAUCAUGUCAAUUUUGCGGAUGAGACGCGGUCUGGGAUAUCGAUUGGGUACAGGACAAAGUUUAUUGCGCCGGAAACGGAUUGGCUGGGCCGCUUGAAGAAUUGA